AUGCCGGGUUCGUCAUCUGCUUCGCCUCCGCUAGGCGCCUCUCCAGUUCUAUCCCCGGCAGAUCUUGAGAAUGCAGAACGAACGCCGUUGCUGCAAGCAGAUAAUGGAGGGAGGUCGCAGUCAUCUUUAUCUUCGGCUUCACCUGCGUCGCCGCCUUUACCAUGGACCGAGACGGUGCGGGACACUACCACCGAUAUUUGGCUUCAGGGCAAGGGAAUGAUAUUGGUGUUGAUGUCGCAGUUCUUUGGCGCAUCGAUGAACUGUAUGACCAAAGAAUUAGAGCUGAAUGGGAGGAAUGGUGAGGGUUUCCAGCCGUUCCAGAUUCUCUUCGCCCGUAUGUCAAUCACGGUCACAGCCAGCUAUUUGUACAUGUGGUAUGCAAAGGUACCGCAACCGUUUGGUAAUCGCUCGACUUUUCCUCUCCUUCUUUGCCGUGCGAUUAGUGGCUUUAUUGGCGUGUACGGUCUCUAUUACUCUGUUCAGUACCUGCCGCUUUCUGAGGCGACGGUGCUGACCUUUCUCGCGCCGAUUCUGAGCUGCUAUGCUUGCUCCAUCUUCCUUCCCGGCGAGAUCUUCACCAGCAAGCAACAGUUGGCUGGGUUUGUCUCGUUGAUCGGUGUCGUUUUGAUUGCACGACCCUUUGCUUUCUUGCAGCCUGCUGCUGAUGCAGACCCUAUUCAAGUGAAGAAGGAGGCAGAUCAAGACCAUCGCGUCAUGGCAGUGAUAAUGGGAAUGAUCGGUGUUCUCGGUGCAUCAUCCGCAUACGCAUCGAUCCGAAUGAUCGGACAACGGUGUCACCCGCUGGUUUCAGUCACAUAUUUUUCGCUGGUGACCACGGUCGUUUCUGCCAUUGCGAUUGUAGUUCUGCCUUCAAUUCCGUUGGAGUUGCCCGGGAACCCGUUGGAAUGGACUCUGCUCAUUAUGCUCGGUGUCUGCGGGUUCCUGCUGCAGUUUCUUCUCACUGCCGGUCUGUCGUAUGUGCCUCCCCCGCCACGAGUUUCAAAAAUGCCUGUGCUUCAUCAGUAUCACAACGGAGAGGGCCAUGAUUCAAAAGCAGAAGCAGAAGCUCCCGCCCGCUCCUCAUCCGGAACGAAAGCUACCACCAUGCUCUACACACAGAUGCUGUUUGCGCUGUUCUAUGACAGUGCCGUCUGGGGCAGUACCUUGUCCGCAGUGAGUUGGAUUGGAUCUGGGUUGAUCUUCUGCAGUGCCUUCUAUGUGGCCACGGCUCGAGGGACCCCGGCACCAGCACAUGCAUCUGAGAGUGAGGAGAACGCGGGGGAAGAUACACGCUAA
This is a messenger RNA of Aspergillus mulundensis, 1296 nucleotides long. Its product is annotated as DMT family transporter. The record is from RefSeq and is a predicted model, not a curated record. Bases 1 to 1296 code for a protein of 431 amino acids. NCBI's taxonomy places the organism in Eukaryota, Fungi, Ascomycota, Eurotiomycetes, Eurotiales, Aspergillaceae. Gene Ontology annotation, cellular component: membrane. The transcript has 2 exons.